AUGGCGUCGCGCCACUCCAGCGCGCCACCCGCCCCCGCCUCCGAGUCGCCCAGCAGCGCGCACGGCACGCUGCGGCCAUUUUCGCUCACGCCGUGGACGAGCAGGAGCUCGCUAAGCACAGGCGCGCGGAAUGCCUCAGGCGGACCGAACAGCGUGUGGCGUCGUACACGUCAGGCCGAUGAAGUGCACCUGGUUCAGCAGGAGGCCGGUGAUCUACAGGCAGCAGGCAGCGCCGCGGGGAGGGACGUGUCAGUGCACAAGGACGUUGAGGCCGGAGUCACUGCUCCAGACGACGGGCGUGUCGGCGCUGCUGCAGGGCGCCGGGCGCGGGGGAGGAGGAAGCCCAUGAACAUGCAUGGCAGGCCAUGGUUCACCAGGGGGACGAGCGCGCCGACUGCGGAAGCCUCAGCGCGGGCGAUCGUGCAGGCGCAGGGGAGUGCGAGGACGGACUUGGUUGGCAAGACCGAAGACGCCAAGGUCGAAGAUGCCGACGCGGGUGUCGGGACGGGCGGUGUGGUGGUGCAUGGCGAGCACGAAGGCAAACAAUGUUACGUCGUGCUCGCACGUCUGGGGAAGCUUGCGCCACCUGCAACCCCGUCAUCGUUAGACGUGAAUGAUGAUGGUGCAAGUUCAUACAGCGGCGAGCAGUACGCCCGGCCGGUAAGCAGGUAUAUCGUUAUAUGGCUGGUGGGCAAAACGCAUGUGGACGAGCUCCAAUCUACACCUCAUAUGCAAGCACCUGUACAAGACACUGGGCUCACCAAAGAGGUUGAAAGGCCACGGCGGAGGGCAGCAGCGGGGAAGAGCAUGGCAUGCGGCUUUGGAGUCUGGGCUGCUCGCCGAGUUGGUACUCCUGGGAAGAUUUAUUGA
Molecule: messenger RNA, 870 nt
Organism: Postia placenta MAD-698-R-SB12
Lineage: Eukaryota; Fungi; Basidiomycota; Agaricomycetes; Polyporales; Adustoporiaceae
Exons: 7
Coding region: 1-870 (289 amino acids)
Source: RefSeq, a predicted model, not a curated record